AUGCAGGUGCUGUAUCUCAUGACAAAGUCUUCCUACAAACCGCCAACACUCAAAGAUAGAUACAAAUGGUCACCAUUCUUCCACGAUUUCAUCAAGCAGUGUUUAACGAAGAAUCCAAAAAAGAGGCCAACACCGGAGAAACUGCUCUCUGGUGAGGCCCCGGUAUUAUCACGUAUUAAAUCGCGCAGCCGUGCCGAUCCACGUGCUGCAUGUGAUGCAAUAAGGGUACGUGAUGAGGCAAAUGCACUGAUGGCACGUAUUUGGAAUGAACCAUCCACAUCGGACGUUGGGGCUGGAAAUCUCGGCUGGCGAUAUCACGAGGUAAGUAGAAAUUUUGGAGUGAAUUGGAAAGAAUGUGAAGUUGUGCGGAGUGCCCCCACAAAUUCACAUUGGCUCAUAUAA
This is a messenger RNA of Gongylonema pulchrum, 402 nucleotides long. The record is from the annotation of a GenBank genome assembly. NCBI's taxonomy places the organism in Eukaryota, Metazoa, Nematoda, Chromadorea, Rhabditida, Gongylonematidae.